Molecule: messenger RNA, 2964 nt
Organism: Zea mays
Lineage: Eukaryota; Viridiplantae; Streptophyta; Magnoliopsida; Poales; Poaceae
Product: G-type lectin S-receptor-like serine/threonine-protein kinase At2g19130
Exons: 2
Coding region: 48-2636 (862 amino acids)
Biological process (GO): protein phosphorylation; recognition of pollen
Molecular function (GO): protein serine/threonine kinase activity; ATP binding
Source: RefSeq, a predicted model, not a curated record
GCGCACGCGACGUCCGGCAGUGCACCUGCACCACACCGCGCCGCGCCAUGUGUGUGGCCGAGGGAGUCUUUAUUCAUUCCCUCUCGCUUUCUCCAGCUCCUGUUCGGUAUCCCGUUUCUCGCUUGGAGGCUGCCCUGCAGCGGCCAGCAGCCAUGGCGACUCGCGCCGGACGACUGCCCACCACUCCGGCGCCCGCUCUUCUGCUCCUCCUCGCCUUCCCGUUUCUGCUGCAGGGAGUUCUUCCGUCGCGAGCCGGGGACACCGUCGCCGCCGGCCGCCCGCUGUCCGGCGGACAGAGCCUCGUGUCCAAGCGUGGCAAGUUCAGGCUCGGAUUCUUCCGCCCAGGUGCAACAGACAACUCGAGCCAGCGCUGGUACCUGGGCAUCUGGUACAACCAGCUCUCGGUGCACACCACGGUGUGGGUGGCGAACCGGGGGACGCCCAUCUCCGACCCGGAGUCCUCGCAGCUAUCUAUCUCCAAGGACGGCAACAUGGUCGUCCUCGACCACAGCAGGUCGUCUACCGCCGUCUGGUCCACCAACGUCACCACCGGCGUCUCCUCCACGUCCACGGUCGGCGUCAUCCGCGACAACGGCAACCUCGUCCUGGCGGACGCGUCCAACACUUCCGCGGUGCUGUGGCAGAGCUUCGACCACUCGGGCGACACGUGGCUCCCCGGCGGGAAGCUGGGCCGGAACAAGCGCACGGGCGAGGUCACGCGCCUCGUGGCGUGGAAGGGGCGCGACGACCCGACGCCGAGCCUGUUCGCGCUGGAGCUGGACCCGCGCGGCUCCAGCCAGUACCUGCUCAACUGGAACGACAGCGAGCGGUACUGGACCAGCGGCAACUGGACGGGGACGGCGUUCGCUGCCGUGCCGGAGAUGACGUCCACCGGCGCGUCGCCCGUGUCCGACUACACCUUCGGCUACGUCGACGGCGCCAACGAGAGCUACUUCACCUACGACGUCGCGGACGAGUCGGUGGUGACGCGGUUCCAGGUGGACGUGACGGGGCAGAUCCAGUUCCUCACGUGGGUGGCGGCCGCCGCCCAGUGGGUGCUCUUCUGGUCGGAGCCCAAGCGGCAGUGCGACGUGUACGCGGUGUGCGGGCCCUUCGGCCUGUGCACCGAGAACGCGCUGCCGUCCUGCACCUGCCCCCGGGGGUUCCGGGAGCGCGACCUGGCCGAGUGGAUGCAGGACGACCACACCGCGGGAUGCGCCAGGAACACCGCACUCCAGCCUUGCGGCGCCGGCGCCGCCGCUCGAGACGGGCAGAAGCGCCGCAGGGACGACGAUAGGUUCUACACGAUGCCCGACGUGAGGCUGCCGAGCGACGCGCGGAGCGCGGCGGCCGCGAGCGCUCACGACUGCGAGCUCGCGUGCCUCCGCAACUGCUCUUGCACCGCUUACUCCUACAGCGGCGGCUGCUCGCUGUGGUAUGGGGACCUCAUCAACCUUCAGGACACGACGAGCGCUGGCAGUGGCACCGGAGGCGGCAGCAUCUCGAUCCGCCUCGCUGCCUCCGAGUUCUCUAGCAACGGGAACACCAAGAAACUGGUCAUCGGGCUCGUCGUCGCGGGCUCCUCCUUCGUCGCCGCAGUCACCGCCAUCGUUCUGGCUACCGUCCUCGUUCUAAGGAACCGAAGGAUCAAGUCGUUGAGGACGGUCCAAGGAUCCCUGGUGGCGUUCACGUACCGCGACCUGCAGCUGGUGACCAACAACUUCUCGGAGAAGCUCGGCGGCGGCGCCUUCGGGUCCGUGUUCAAAGGGGUGCUGCCUGACGCAACGCUCGUGGCGGUCAAGAAGCUGGAAGGCGUUCGGCAGGGGGAGAAACAGUUCCGCGCCGAGGUGAGCACGAUCGGCACGAUCCAGCACGUGAACCUGAUCAGGCUGCUCGGGUUCUGCUCCGAGGGGUCGAGGCGGCUCCUCGUCUACGAGCACAUGCCAAGCGGCUCUCUGGACAGGCAUCUGUUCGAUCGGGACCAGCAGCCGGGUGUCCUGAGCUGGGACGCCAGGUACCAGAUCGCUCUCGGGGUCGCGAGGGGGCUGGACUACCUGCACGAGAAAUGCAGGGACUGCAUCAUCCACUGUGACAUCAAGCCCGAGAACAUCCUCCUGGACGACGCGUUCGUCCCCAGAGUCGCCGACUUCGGGCUCGCCAAGCUCAUGGGUCGCGACUUCAGCCGCGUGCUCACCACCAUGCGGGGCACGGUGGGGUACCUGGCGCCCGAGUGGAUCGCCGGCACGGCCGUCACCACCAAGGCGGACGUGUUCAGCUACGGCAUGAUGCUGUUCGAGAUCAUCUCGGGCCGGAGGAAUGUCGGCCAGCGGGCGGACGGCACGGUGGACUUCUUCCCGUCCACGGCCGUCAACCGGCUCCUCGACGGCGACGUGAGGAGCGCGGUGGACAGCCAGCUCGGCGGCAACGCGGACGUGGCCGAGGUGGAGCGGGCCUGCAAGGUGGCGUGCUGGUGCGUGCAGGACGCGGAGAGCUUGCGCCCGAGUAUGGGGAUGGUGGUGCAGGUUCUGGAGGGGCUGGUCGACGUCAAUGCCCCGCCCGUCCCGAGGUCGCUCAUGGUGCUCGCCGAUCCGUCCAAGUACGCCGUUGAGUUCUUCUCAGGUUUGCCGUCGACCUGAGAUUGGGCCGCUGCCUCUGCCUGUUAGGGGCAUCAACUUUGAUCAGUAGUGCAUGGUGUAUAUACGAGCUAAUGAGUUCGUCAAGAACUUACUCGUGCCACGAACCCUGUGGCGGUAUAGAACUUCUGCACGUAGCCAAGAAGAUUUCGGAUCUGUUAGGGCUUGUUCGGUUACCUCUCAAUCCAUGUGGAUUGAGAGUGGGAUUAGAUGGUUUUAAUCCCAAACAAGUCAAACUUCUUCUCAAUUUUUUCCAAUCUCAUCCAAUCCAUGUGUAUUAGGAAUAACCGAACAAGCCCUUAAGGUGCCAAAAAACGUCACAUAUUUCUUG